AUUUUUUCCCCAACUCGUAAUGUAUUUAAUUCAAGUGAAACGUAAUCAUGACGUGUCCUGUCAUUAAUCCGCCCGCCGCCUCUCCCAGGACUAAAGGAGGUGGCCAUCAAAGCAGUGUGUCCCCCGUCUGCCAAGAAACUGAAGCAUGGCAUAGCAGUAAACACACGACUGAGAAUGGAUUCUCCUCCUGAAUGUGUGUUGGCUCUUUCGUGUGAGCUGCCCCAGUCACCCCCUACACUACCAUCGCUGGACCACAGUCCCCAGGCCUCUCCUCACUCUACCUCCCACCUCUCCCCUUCACACAGCCCCUUGGACCUGCCCCUAGCCCAUAGCCCCUCAGCCCUGUCCCACACACCAGAACCCCUGUCGACCACCCCCUACUUCCCCCUUUCCUCCUUCCCCCUCAACCACCACGAUGAGGAAGAGGAGGAGGAUGAAGAGGAGCUGUCAGCCCCUCCGUCCCCCACCCCGGCCGUGGCUCUUUUCCCGGGGGGUCUUCCGGAGGUGUGUAGCCCCUCUCCGGAGAGCUCUCCUCCGGUCACUCCGACAUCAUCGGCCCCUCUCACCGGGUUCGGGGCCCUGGAGCUGGCACUGUCCUCCGGGCAGCAGGGUGCCACCUGUAGUGAUGAGCUAGACCUCCAGCUCUUCCAUAAGGACGGGGGGAGUCUGUUAGGGUCUCUGCCCGGGAGGAAGGGUGUUUCUAGGGGAGCGGCCGGACUCAAGUUCCCCUGUCUGGUUUGUGGGAAGAGAUUCCGCUUCCAGAGUAUCUUGUCACUCCACGCCCGCGCUCACAGUCUGGACCGGGACCGCCGCGCCUCAGCUCUGUACCGCAACACCGGCACCACGACCGGGAGCAUCAUUGGGACGGGGUCCACGGCGCAUCUCAAAGCCCACCAGAACCACAACGACGUGGGGCAGAACCACCACAGCCACCGCCAGAGUCCCCUGCUGUCUGUAUCUCUAACCCAGGGACUGAGAGGGGAGGAUGGGGAUGGGGAUGCUCUAGAGGAGGCUCUGCAGAUGGAUCACCAGACCCUCCAGCCGUUCCUAAUGGAUGAGAGCACACUGCUGAGCCCUCCGCUGACCGAGGAGGUGCCCCUCUCCCUCACCUCCCCCUACUCCUCUUCCUGCGGCCUGGGUGGCACGGGUCCUGCCAUCUUCGAAGAAGCCGCCCUGGCCACAGCGGCAGCACCCACAUUCCGCUGCCACGCCUGCAAGGGCAAAUUCCGCACAGCUUCGGAGCUGUCUCGUCACGUCCGCAUCCUCCACAACCCGUACAAGUGCACCCUGUGCUCCUUCUCCGCCAGCCAGGAAGAACGCCUGGCCGCACACCUCCACGACAGCCACCCCUCCCUGUCCCUCUCCCCCCCGGUGGAACUCCCCGCCCUGCCCCCCUACACCCCCAGACACCCCCCCAUCGUAACCACCACCACUACCAUCAUCCCCACCCCCAUCCCAGACACUCUCGUUCCCACCCCCACCCUGGCCCCAGGGGCUCCGCCUCUGCCGGCCUUCCGCUGUGAGACGUGCGGCCAGCGCUUCACCCAGUCCUGGUUCCUGAAGGGCCACAUGAGGAAGCACAAGGAUUCUCUGGACCACAAAUGUCAGGUGUGCGGCCGUGGCUUCAAGGAGCCUUGGUUCCUCAAGAACCACAUGAAGGUGCACCUCAACAAGCUGGGCCUGAAGGCGGGGCUGGGGGGGCUGCUGGCUCCUAUGGCCGGGGCUGAACAAAGAGCCCUCAAAGGCUCGGUCACCAGCCAGGGCCUUAACGCUCUCUACUCCAGCCUCUUGCUGGCUCGUGGUGGAGGGGGAAGAGGGGGACGAGCAAGGGCUGAGCGGGACGGUGCCGGAGUCUCUAGUAAAUCGGCCAUCUUGGGCUACCUGGGGUUGCCCAGCGAUGGUGGUGGCGGCGCCAGCUGCAUGGAGCGGCUGCAGGCCGUGGCUCAGGUGGCGGAGAUGGGGAAUGGGAGCGGAGGAGGAGGGGGAGGAGGAAACGGAGGAGGAGGAGAGACAGCGGCAGAUGGAGGGGACCAGAUAGCCAUGUGGCAGCUGGUAGCUCGUAGCCUAGUAGCAGCUCAACAGGCCCAGCAAGCCCAGCAGGCUCAGAGGCAGACGCAGAGGACCCAGCAACUGCACCGAGCCCCAUCCAGGAGCUCCGUGGUGGGAGAGGCUGAGCAGGUCAGGGCCUACCUUGGAGGUCUGGAUCCCCGAGAGGAGCCUCCGUCCUCCGGAGCCCCAUGGGAGUGCCCCGACUGUGGGAAGCUGUUCCGGAGCCUGCAGCAGGUGGUGGCGCACGCCCGCGUCCACAUCCAGCGGCCCCAUAAGAACCACGGUCACCCCCCGCGCCACGCCGGAGGAGGAGAGGAGGAUGGAGGGGCGAGCCGUAGUGGGGGGGGACGAGGAGGAGGUGGGAGAGGAGGUAGUAGCGAGGGAAGACAGGAGUCCAAACUUCAAAGUGGACCUCAACAUCAGUCAGCAGCCGGUGGAGGGUUCCACUCAGUGAUGUCACAGUUCCAAGGAGAGAACGGUCUAUCUGGGUCAUCUUCAGGUUCGUCCGUGACUUCUAGGGAGCGUGUGCGAGGCACAGGGGUGAAAGACUGCCCCUAUUGCGGUAAAGCUUUCCGCUCGUCCCAUCACCUUAAAGUGCAUCUGAGAGUUCACACAGGGGAGAGACCGUAUAAAUGUCCCCACUGUGACUACGCGGGAACCCAGUCAGGCUCUCUAAAGUACCACCUCCAGAGGCACCACAGAGAACAGAGGAACGCCAUGGGGGCCUCUUCAUCCACCGCCUCCUCCCCCGGCCUCACUUCCGCCUCUCUGGGAGGUGGUGGAGGAGCACCACGGGGGGAGGGAAGGGAGGGGAUGGCCAAACAGCGCCGGCCCCAGAGCUUCACCCAUGGCUCAGCCGCUAGAACCCCGGCAGAGACCGCUUCCUCCAGGCACAACCAGCAUCAGCCCUGGAUCCUGGGCCUUCCCGAGCAGAGAGACAGGGACCAUGGGAAGGCCAUGGGAGGACUGAGGGAGGCAGAUCUGGAGAGCCAGUACCGGUACCUAUCCGGGGUGAUGGGGGCGCUGUACCAGGGGGGGAUGGAGGGAGGGUGGACAGGGGAGUCCCCUACCCCCACCCCGCCCCCGCCAAAGGCACCCAAAGUGUCCCGCCGCAAACCACUCACCACCAGCCGCAUGGUGCCAGCUAAUGGGAGGGAGCGGAUGGGAGGGGGAUCAGCUCGGGGCACCCAGGAGGGAGGCUUGUUGUCCCAGCCCCUGGAUCUCUCCCGCCGCCCCUCCCCUGGGCUCGGAGGUCUGGAGGAGGAUGGAGUACCGGGAGGUGGUGGUGGAGGAGGAGGAGGAGCAGGGGUCACCCUUAACCAGUGCCUGUUCUGUCCCUUCCGUACCUGCUCAGCCGAGCUGAUGGCCAUGCACCUCCAGGUCAACCACACCAGCAAGUCCAGGCGUAAGAGGGGGGCCCACAACCCCAGCUCCCUGGGGGAACACGGGCCCCAGAGGCCACCCCAACCCCGGGCAGACCCAGACCCCCUAGCCCUGUGGAGGUACCUGAGCGAGAGUGAAGAUAGGGCCCCCCUCGAGGAAUGGGCCUCAUCCAGGGUGGAGAGGGAGAGAGGGAUGGAGAACGGCCUCACCCCAGAGGAAGUGGACCUAGAGGGCAGCUACAACCUCCACCACCCCCUGCAGGCUUCUAACCAGGCCUUCCCCACACCCAGGAACACAAGGAGUGGCCUCGCUGGCCUGGGGCAGGAAGGCAAGGUGGAGGAGGAUGGGGAAGAGGAGGAUGGAGAAGAGGAGGAUGGAGAAGAGGAGGAUUUGGAAAGGGAGAGCAGUAGUCCAGGGGAUUCCCCUAUAGAGCAUGGGAUGAGGAUGUCUCUCUCCAUGUCACCUGCCCUCGGCUCUGACCGUCUUACACGAGAGGAGGAAGCAGUGAUGGGAGACUAAACGGCAACAACAUCAUCCUGCAGAGAGAUGGGAAGAGGGAGUUCAACUAGACAGGGCAGAAGUUUAGGAGUCAAAUGUUGGGGGUCAUUAUAUCACUUCCUCGUUCUCUUACAUACAGCAGUUCAGGGUCAUUGUCAUGGUAAGUCCGCUGACAAGUAUAACUAAGGACCACGGACUGAGAUGCACCUCCAUUGAGAGUGUUGUGUAAACAUCAUCUCUCCUAAGGAAGCCCAUUUAAAAAUCAUACAUUUUUCUCUCGUCUUUUAAUAUUUACAUCCCGGGAGUUCAGUGCAGUCCUCUUGAUUUUCUCAACCAACCACAACCCCCCUUGUACAUACAGACAGUGCAGUGUGAAUCGUUUCUCUUCAGGACUUUUGAGGCCUUGAGUUCUAUAUUCCAGAGUUUCCUGUUUUCCAUUCCGUCUCCUAUCAAGAGGGCUAAUUGUGAUGAUUUGCUCGAGAUUGUCCGAUGGCUGCUGUUAAGUCUUAAUAUUACUAUGUGAGAACAAAUAAACUGUAACAUUCUACCAUUCCAGAGAACACAAAAAUGAUUUUAUCAGACCUUAUACUUCAUGUUUUGAGAAUAAUACUACUUCUAUGAGUAACAUUGUUGAUUAGUUAUACUUUAGCAGAACAAGUGUCAAAAGAAGCCGAACUUCAUCCCAACUGCCGUUUAGAUACGUUACCACUUGUCACUUUGACAUUUCAAGUUCAUAUUACGGUCUGUUCAAGAGCACUGAUUCGAUAACCGUGGUUCAACCACAACCGUUCAAGCCGUAAACUCAAACUAAGCUAUCCAGCUGUCUGCAACAAAUAACACGACAGGAGCAACUUUUUACCAGAUGAAGAUGACAAUGAUUAGGGAUAAAAUAACCCCUGACCCUGAUAUCACUGCCUCUCAUUGGUCGGAUUGCUGUUCCGAGGUCACCACAGGAACAGUUAGUCAUUUCCUGUUUUCCCCUCAGUUUAGUGCCUGUCUAUGUUUGGAAUGUCGUCAAGGGAGUUCUACAGGAUAGCCCUCUGUUUCUGGGCUCUUAUAGGACAAUGAUAUCUGAGAAUACAGUAUAAAGCUAAAGUAUAUAUGUAAAAAAAAAAAAAAAAAAAAUUGGUUCUAGG
Messenger RNA from Salvelinus namaycush (lake trout), 5066 nucleotides. RefSeq names its product zinc finger protein 219-like. The transcript is spliced from 7 exons. Gene Ontology annotation, cellular component: nucleus. Lineage: Eukaryota; Metazoa; Chordata; Actinopteri; Salmoniformes; Salmonidae. Gene Ontology annotation, molecular function: RNA polymerase II cis-regulatory region sequence-specific DNA binding; DNA-binding transcription factor activity, RNA polymerase II-specific. The coding region runs from base 175 to 3951 and encodes 1258 amino acids. The record is from RefSeq and is a predicted model, not a curated record. Gene Ontology annotation, biological process: regulation of DNA-templated transcription.